UAGACAUCACAAUCGAUAUCAUGUUUCGUCUUUCAGGACUUCUUCAAAGGCCGAGUGACUGACGUGUUCUUCGUCCCCGUCAGCAUCAGCUACGAACGACUGUUCGAAGAGUCGCUCUAUGCGUUCGAAUUGGCCACUGGACUUCCUAAGCCAAAAGAGUCUACAUCCGGAAUGCUGAAAGCGAGAAAGGUUCUGGACGAAAACUUUGGAAAUAUUUACAUCAACUUCGGUCAGCCCUUCUCACUGCGAGAGGCAGCGUACAAUCGAGUGGACAGAUCGCGGUUUGCGUGUACACCACUGUUUGAUCAGUUCGUUUCAGAGGAGAGCGAACUCUUUGUACAGGAACUGUCAUUGUACGCUAUUGCUCGAAUACAAGAGAAUAUCUACAUACAGCCUUGGCAUCUGAUCGCAUCGGUACUCUUCAACUACGCAUUCUGCAAUCACAACAGAGCCUUGCCAGCCAUGUUGCUUGUGGAAAAGGUCAACCAACUAUCGAAUCUUCUGAAAAAUGUCAACUGCAAACAGAUCAUGACCUCGCACUCUUUAACUGACGUCAUCAGUGUUUUGGAGUGUCACCAUAAAACAGUUCAUUUUUGCACUUUCUCUAAGAUGUUUCUGUUAGCUCCUGAAGAGUUGUAUUUCACUAAAGAAGGAAAAACCGUUCCCAUUAUUCCAGUACAACUUCUGAUGUAUCAGAAUAUGUUUGUAAACCACUUAGCGCCAUUGUUUAUUGCUGUCAACAUUGUUGAGUGCCAAGGAAGUUUCAUUUCGAAACAAGAAUUCGACCAUAAAUGGAAAUUGGCUCUUUCGAUAUUCACUCAGGAAUUCGUUGCAAUUGAAAAUGAUCCAAUUCAAGUUCUCGAAGUUCUGGAAUCGCAGAAAGUUACAUUCUACGAUACGAGAUCUGAAAUAAUUUCGCUAAAUUUGGAGAGUUAUAAGUUGAAAAAUCUUUUGAACGACGUUGCUCGGCCUUAUUUCACUAUACUUUAUCUUACUGUUGCAAACUUGUAUUCUUACAGUCUUGUUUCUCAGAGUAUUGGAGAGUAUAAAUUUGACAGCCUAGCGUCACUUAACUCAUCAGUUCGGUCUAAAAUCACACAGUGUUAUGACUCAGGCAAAUUAUCUGGAGUAGCCGCUGUUACAACUGCUGCGGUAAAUAAUGUAUUUAACCUUUGCAAAUCUAGAAAUAUAAUUGUUACCAAGAAAAAACAAGGAACGACAAUCAUCCAGGUCGACCAAUCAAAAUGCUCGAACUUGUUGAAUGAAAUUCAACAGAUUUUCCCCUGCGACCAGUUUAUGUUCGCGAUGAGUUCUAUCAAAUCUAAAUUGUAAAACUUUGUAAUAGUGAAUUUUAUUGAAAGUUUGUAGAUUGAAAUAAUUUUGUAUUGUUUGGAACAAAUCGUAUAGUCUAGUUGUUUUUUGUUCUAUGAAAA
This is a messenger RNA of Symsagittifera roscoffensis, 1433 nucleotides long. RefSeq names its product dihydroxyacetone phosphate acyltransferase-like. Bases 172 to 1332 code for a protein of 386 amino acids. Gene Ontology annotation, cellular component: mitochondrial membrane; peroxisomal membrane. NCBI's taxonomy places the organism in Eukaryota, Metazoa, Xenacoelomorpha, Acoela, Convolutidae. The record is from RefSeq and is a predicted model, not a curated record. Gene Ontology annotation, molecular function: glycerol-3-phosphate O-acyltransferase activity; glycerone-phosphate O-acyltransferase activity. The transcript is spliced from 2 exons. Gene Ontology annotation, biological process: phospholipid biosynthetic process; triglyceride biosynthetic process; ether lipid biosynthetic process.